UUUACGUCCAAACAUCAGUAUUAGUGGGCACGAGCUUGGGAAGUCCCUGCAGCAGCGACGACAGCUUGUUGAUUUCUGUUUCGUUUACAGUUUUGUUGCGGACGCGUGCCGUAAAUCUGUUUUAAAUCUAUUACAGAGAUUGUUUGAUUGGUUUCAAUAGUUGUUUCCAUGUUCCACUAGUGUUCCCGGCAUACCUCAAACCUUCGGCCGGAAUGGGUGAUGUAAUUAAAUCCCUUCGCGAAAAGUCGCAGAAACGCAAGAAGCUCCUUGCCCAAACGCUGGGAGUUUCGAGUGUGGAAGACCUGAAGCACGUUCUGGGUACAGCGGAAGACACUCCGAUCAACAAAUCGCAACGCUACGAUGAUGAGGAAGCCAGUUCUUCGAAAAAGUCGCAGUCGGAAGGAAUGGUGUACCGGGAUUCGUCUACGUUCCUGAAAGGUACACAAUCCUCCAAUCCGCACAACGAUUACUGCCAGCACUUUGUCGACACUGGGCAGCGGCCGCAGAACUUCAUCCGGGAUGUCGGACUAGCCGAUCGGUUUGAAGAGUACCCGAAGUUACGGGAAUUGAUUCGAUUGAAAGACGAGCUGAUAUCGGAAACCGCAUCGCCACCCAUGUACUUGAGGGCUGAUCUCAAAAGUUUCGAUUUGAAAACCCUCGGAACCAAGUUUGAUGUGAUUCUGAUUGAGCCACCGCUGGAGGAGUAUGCCCGUGGUGGAGCAGCCGUUGCUGCUGGUGCUCCGCGGAAUUUCUGGUCCUGGGACGAAAUUUUAGCGCUGGAUAUCGGUGAAGUGGCAGCUCAUCGCAGUUUUGUCUUCCUGUGGUGUGGUAGUUCGGAAGGACUGGAUAUGGGUCGAAAUUGUCUGCGGAAGUGGGGAUUCCGUCGCUGCGAGGACAUUUGUUGGAUUCGGACGAACAUUGAUUCGCCUGGACAUUCGAAGAUUCUCGAACCGAAGGCGGUUUUUCAGCGUACUAAGGAACACUGCUUGAUGGGUAUCAAAGGGACGGUUCGCCGCUCAACCGAUGGCGAUUUCAUCCAUGCCAAUGUGGAUAUCGACUUGAUCAUCUCGGAAGAAGCAGAGUUUGGCAGUCUGGAAAAACCGAUUGAGAUUUUCCACAUUAUCGAACAUUUCUGCCUGGGCCGGCGUCGACUGCACAUAUUUGGCCGAGAUUCAACUAUCCGUCCCGGGUGGGUGACCAUUGGGCCCGAGUUGACGAAUUCGAACUUCAACAGCGAGCUGUAUGCAAGUUCGUUUGAGGAAAAUCCUACGACCGGGUGCACCGAACGGAUCGAAGCUCUAAGACCGAAAAGUCCUCCGGCGAAUGGGAAAGUUCUUCGGGGCCGUGGCAGAGGGUUUCCCCGUCUGCGCGGCAGGAGCCGCGUGUAGAUGGUUGCUUUUGUGAAUGGAGGUUAGUAUUUUGAUUGAUAAUAUUUAUAUCUCUCCAGGAGGAUUCAGUCUCAAUUAUAUUCACGAAGUACACACAGAAUAAACUAAAUGAUUUAUA
Messenger RNA from Ochlerotatus camptorhynchus, 1506 nucleotides. It is a transcript of the gene Mettl14, whose product is annotated as methyltransferase like 14. The coding region runs from base 213 to 1388 and encodes 391 amino acids. NCBI's taxonomy places the organism in Eukaryota, Metazoa, Arthropoda, Insecta, Diptera, Culicidae. The transcript is spliced from 3 exons. Gene Ontology annotation, cellular component: nucleus; RNA N6-methyladenosine methyltransferase complex. Gene Ontology annotation, molecular function: mRNA binding. The record is from RefSeq and is a predicted model, not a curated record.